UCGAAGUCAAAAUGUCGACAGGAUCAGAUGUGACGCUCGUCAGUGCAGCCUAUAUUGUUAUGAAUACAAUAAUUAAAAGAAAAAGAGGAAGAAAAAAGCAAGAUAAACGAUGUUGGAUUAGUGAAAUGUAUAAAAAUAGAGCAACCUCUAGCGGCGAAAAUCUAAUUAGAGAUUUACAGCUGGAACCUAGUGGACAUUUUAAAAACUUUGUGAGAAUGUUGUCGGAAUAUUUUGAAUUUUUAAUAAAUGGUAUCGGCCCCAAAAUUCAAAAAAAAGACACCAGAUUUCGAAAAGCUGUGACGGUGAAAGAACGUUUAGCGAUAACGCUACGUUUUUUAGCAACGGGAGAUUCUUAUACAAGUCUUCAGUAUUUGUUUAAAGUGUCCAAGCAAUUAAUUUCAACAAUUGUUCCAGAAGUAUGCCAAGCGCUUGUUGAAAUUUUAAAAGAACAUAUAAAGAUGCCAUCAACGCCAAAUGAUUGGCUGGCAAUUUCACAAAAAUUUGAGGAGUUAUGGAAUUUCCCACAUUGGAUAGGAGCAAUGGAUGGAAAACAUGUGGUACUGCAAGCACCUGCCUACAGUGGGAGCGAUUUUUACAAUUAUAAAUCGCAGUUCAGCAUUGUUUUAUUUGCCUUAGUCGAUGCUGAUUAUAAUUUCCUAUAUGUCGAUGUAGGGUGUCAAGGUCGAAUUUCGGAUGGCGGAGUUUUUAAAACUUCCGAAUUAUCAAAAAAAAUUCGUAGAAACUCUUUGGGGUUGCCAGAAAAAUCGGUCUUGCCAAAUAGGACCAAAGAAAUACCCUACGUAUUUAUUGGCGAUGAGGCAUUUGCUUUAACUGAAAAUUUAAUAAAACCUUUCUCUGGCACUUAUAAUAAAAAAUCAGCCGAAAGGAUUUUUAACUAUCGACUCAGUAGAGCUCGACGAGUGGUAGAAAAUGUAUUUGGAAUUUCUUCGGCAGUAUUUCGAGUACUGAGAAAACCCAUGUUAUUGGGCGUUCGCGAACACAUAAAGCCUCGUACUGACCUAUGCAUUUGUGCGCCAAGAACGUUCUUUCGGGCAAAAAUGCUGAAGUGAGUACGGCCCGUUAAUGUGUUCGCGAAGGCACAGAGCACGAAGGAACAGUUUUUGACCGCUGUAGCCUCGUACUCACUAGAGCACUCGUGCGCCGAAAACGACCCGUUAUGAGUUCGCAAAGGCCCUGGGCACGAACGAACGCUUUCCGACGGCAGUCGGCCCAUCAAAGGAUAUUCGUGCGAACAAUUUUACUAUGCCGAUUACAAAUUUCCAAGUACCGUUAGUCGACCGCUGUCGAAUUUACCCUUCGGAAAAACUCAGUUUAUGAUAUGGCCUGAUGAACCGUCAUAAACUGAUUUUCGAAAUCCCGAACAAUUUUUGAUAUUAAUUGUUUGGAUACUUUAAACAGAUACUGAAGGCUCGUAUAUGAAUCUCCUGUUGCUAAGAAACGUAGCGUUAUAGCUAAGCGUUCUUUCACCGUCAUUUCAGCUUUUCUGAAUCUGGUGUCGUUUUCUUGAACUUUGGGACCGAUAGCGUUUAUUAAAAAUUCAAAAUCUUCCGAUGACUUCCGCACAAAAUUUUUAAAAUGUCCACUAGCUUCUAUCUGUAAAUCUCUAACUAGUUUUUCACUACUAGAGGUUGCUCUAUUUUUAUACAUCUGACUAAUCCACCAUCGUUUAUCUUGAUUUUUUCUUCUUCUUUUUCUUUUAAUUAUUGUGUUCAUAAUAAUAUACGCUGCACUGGCGAUCGUGAUAUCUGUUCCUGUCGACAUUCUGACUUCGACUGGUUUACGGUAGAAAGAACCUUCCUACAUAGAACCCAGAUACAAAGGUUUACGGUACCACAGGUAGAAAGAUUUGCGCGAACAGCCGGAGAAAUUUCACGUUCGUUCGCCGAGAGCAUUCGUUUGGGCAAAAUGCACAAGUCAGUACGAGGCUUUACGGUUGGGCUGUACCUUUGAGGUACUUAUGUGGUCAUAUGACCGGUGGGGCUGGGUAUGCAGCUUAGAUGGUUCGGGACCCCUGAUGGGGAUUUGUUCUGACUUCAUUGAUUCGUGCAUCACAGGGGGUCUUGUUUAUGACACGGAAUUGAAAGUCGUGAUAAGGCCAUGAUAAG
Molecule: messenger RNA, 2126 nt
Organism: Osmia lignaria (orchard mason bee)
Lineage: Eukaryota; Metazoa; Arthropoda; Insecta; Hymenoptera; Megachilidae
Source: RefSeq, a predicted model, not a curated record